GUAUCAAACCGCGCGUCGUACUAUACGCUGGCGUUCUAAAUUUAAACUCAAAGGCCAAUGUCUAUCUUCGAUGUUAUAAUUCCUUUGUGAUUUUAAUAUGAAGUAUAAACAGUUUUUAAUUAAUUAAUGUAUAAAUAAAAUUAUAUUAAGUUUUAUUUGUGUUUGUUGUGUUAUAUUGUAUGGAAUGACAAUAUUUUGUUGACUCCCACGCAUCUGUGAUAGUAUUUGUUUAAAUACAGACUGUAAAAAUUAUGAUUAUCUGUUGACUCUCGGUUGAAGCUUUCGGAUAAAUCAUCACAAAAUGAGUUUGCCAAUGCUUCGUCGCUGCUGUUUCUGUCUCUCCCUGGAGAGAGGAGGCAUCCUGCUGUGCAUUCUUUCAACCAUCAUCUGUAUAGCGGAUAUAAUAGUUGGUUCGUGGAGUCUACCGCGGCAUUUAGAGAGGAAGCAAGAGGACAAUCUUAUAUCGAUGACGUCGGUUAUGUUCGCAACUCUGUCUGCUAUAAGCAACAUCACCGCUCUGUUUGGAAUUAUAUUGCGUCGUCCGGGUUGGCUCCAGAUGUCCAUACUCUUCAAUUCUGUGUUCAUCCUGUGCUUGUUCCUGGUGGCGGUCGUCACCUGUAUCUUCAGCUACGAACUGCAGCCGUUCCUCGACUCACCUGGCAGCAUCGCACUCAUCGUCAUCACAAUCAUAGUGGGGGCUGCUUACUCCAUCUAUUAUCUGGUGGUCAUCAACAGUUUGUAUAGGAACAUGAAGAUUAUGUUCGGAGGCAGUUCCUUACCGAUGUGAAGGACCUUAUAAUAUAACGCAUUAGUACCUGCUUGUAAUAGUUUUAAUAAAAAGAAUCCCGGUGUUUCAUUACGCUGUAUAGAGCAUGCUUAGUACAAGUCCGUAUCGUCAUAAUACAUACGAAACGUACACCUUUUCUCAUUCAAUAACUUUAAUACUGUAUGUAUUUGUGAAUGACAAACUGUGAACGAUUCGUAUUUAGUGCGAAAAAUUAUGCUAAGGAUACGAAUUUUUUGCCAUAGCAUUAUCAUUCUUAUAAUUGAGAAUUUUUUGCAACGUGUAUAUUGUAUAUAAUUAGUAGGAAAUAAGUGUCUUUUCUACAGAUGUAUUUAUUAUCUGCGUGUAUUUUUAAAUAUUCAUUGUAUACCAAUAUUUUAUAAAACUAACAACGAAUGUUCAGCAUCAUUUAAAUUCAUUCAAAGUAUGUAUUUAUUUUAAAAUAAUAAGUAGGAUUUUUUUUGACUUGUCAAUGUCAAUGUCAUGUCAAAGUAGUUGAUAGAAUAACAUGAUGGAGCUUAAAGUAAAAAUCACUUACGUUACUCAAAGAAGUUGUAAAAAGUAAAUAAAAAAAUUUAAGUCAAAAGUAUUAUUAAAAAAAAUUACCAAGUCAAUAGUUGCCAUUUAAAAAAUAACUUUUUAAUAAUUUCUCCAAAAUCUCUACAAUGAGAAGUUGAGUUGUAAGAAAAUAUAUUUAAAAUGUUACCAAGAUUGACAGAAUAAAACAAUAUUUUUUUUAUCUAAUUUUAUUCGAAUAUCAUAUGCGUUUAACAAAGCUUUUUAAAAUCAAUACAAAAAUUGUAAAUAAUUACAUUUAAAGCGUUCACAAUUGAUCGAAAGUUAAAGGUCCGUUCACAUUAAGAAGUGUAAAUAUAUUCUACUGAAUUAUAUAGGAAUUUUUUACCAGCAUAUUAUACAUAAUGGCCCGCUGAUAAGAUAUACAAACAAACAAACAAACCUGUGAAAUAUACAAUACUAUGAUAUAAAAUAUAUAAUUAUUUGGACAUUAAA
Molecule: messenger RNA, 1795 nt
Organism: Danaus plexippus (monarch butterfly)
Lineage: Eukaryota; Metazoa; Arthropoda; Insecta; Lepidoptera; Nymphalidae
Exons: 5
Coding region: 302-787 (161 amino acids)
Source: RefSeq, a predicted model, not a curated record